Dermacentor silvarum is the source of this 2924-nucleotide messenger RNA. RefSeq lists its product as uncharacterized. The record is from RefSeq and is a predicted model, not a curated record. NCBI's taxonomy places the organism in Eukaryota, Metazoa, Arthropoda, Arachnida, Ixodida, Ixodidae. The transcript has 11 exons. Bases 425 to 2689 code for a protein of 754 amino acids.
UCAGUUUGGUCUAUGCAUGGUUUGAUUCUAGCCACUAUCAGCCAUCCUGCACUAUCUGUCGACUACACGCGUACGACUUGCACACGACGUUGCAGCUAGACCCAGCCGUGGUUAGAACCGUUCGUGCUCGCAUUUGUGGAGUGCCACAGUUCCGCCUAGGUGACGGAUGAGGUUUGCGGUGUGGCAAGAAGCUGACGAUGAUGAGAGCAGCAUGAACGAGCUUGGAGGAGGAAGGUGGCAUUGCGGGGAAGAAAGCGUGGAGAUGGCACAAUGGAUGCAAGCUCGGGCUAGAUCGUGGUAGCCCGACGUGGAGUUGGGCCACCUUUUUCUAGUCUAAUUAUUACCAGCACAGCCAGUGUAGAAGAGUGGACGUCGAGAGCACUGUCCAAGUUUCCAGUCAGAGGUGCCGGAAGCCAGCAGCAAAAUGGCCGAGAAGAGGCACUCUCAUCUUUCAAGGUUUCGCAGGAGGGCGGCUGAGUUGGCGGUGCACUGCACAGCUGCAAGGGGGAGGCCAUGCCACAUCGUAAAGUACCUCCCGGGCGUGAACGCACUGCUGAACAAAUUGAAUGCCGAAGUGAACGAGGUCUCGCCUGGCAGGCUCUUUCUGUGCCAGGCGAUGGGCAUUGGCAGCAGGAUGAAAGAUUUCGAGGAUGUAUCUGCAGAGGAAGGUGUUAUCUUCCUCGAUUCCUUGCUGAGGAACCACUGCUGCGUAGAAGCUGUUGAGUUCAAGCCUCAUUUGAGGCACAAGUCGGCGCUGGUCAUCUGCGAUGCCCUGUGUUACAACGAGUUCCUGACCUGCCUGCGGGUGCACCACGCUUCCCUAAGCCACAAGGCCACGCUGUCUCUGCUCACUGCUGUGUGCCGCUUGCUGAACAUGCAGCUGCGCGAGCUGUCUCUAGAGAAACUCAAUAUUUCUCUUAUGCCGGAGCCACCAGACAACGUCAUGUCAGAGCCAGCAGACAAGGUCACGUCAGAGCCACCGGACAAGUUCACGUUGGAGCCACCAGACAACAUCAUGUCGGAGCCACCAGACACCAUCAUGAUGGAGCCAUCAGGCAACUUCAUGCCGGAGUCACUAGAGGACAUCAUGCAGGAGUCACUAGAAGACAUGCCGAAGGCACUACAUGACUUCAAGUGGGCACUUGCCAGUACGCAGAGCCUCACAACACUGACGCUUCUGAACAUCCGCGAGUGUAUCCCUACUGCAAAGACAAACGUUUUGACUGUGGCCCUGACUGGUCUACAGGCCAAUUGCAGUGUCACCAGCCUGAAAGUGGACACUAGUUACUGCAAUGGGAUGAAAGCGCUGAGGAAUCUUCUCGCCAGCACACAGACUUUAGCUGAGCUGCAUGUCUACUGCACCUCUGAGUGCGACUCUGCGUGCACGGACUGGCUCUUCAAUGCUUUGGAAACCAACAGUUCUGUGAAGAGGCUCACCCUCCGCAAGUUUGCCGUGAAGGACAUGUGGUCGUUCAUGGAUCUCUUGGAUGUCAACAAAAACCUGGAGGACGUGAGCUUCUACGCCUGUCCCCGCACUGAAAUGGAGAUGAAAGGUGACCCGAAGACACUAGACACUUAUCAGGGUUUCGAAGGUUGCAUGGAUGCUGUGGUCAAGGCACUCAAGAGGGGGACGUCCCUGCGCCGCUUGACCCUGGACUGGCCAUGCACGCCCCACAUGGUGUAUUGUCUCCUGGCAGCAUCCAAGAGCUCCCCAUCACUUCGAGAGUUGCACUUGGGCGAUGUCAUCAUCGAUGAUGCAGAUUUCCUGCAUGGGGUGUUCGUCUACACCCAAACAGACGUCGCUGUGACCGCAGCAAGGUGUACAUCUAGCAACGGCACCAUGAAUAAGCUGAUUCCUCUUUGGGAGCCCGAAGACACAGGGAACUUUGUAGACUGCCUGUACAGCGCCGACCUGAGAGAAGUUGGCCGUGCAUUGUCAUUGUACGGCGAGGACUACGUGACCUCACUGAGCCUCCGGGUUGACGAGAAUUCCAGCUCAAUCGCAGUUUAUGCACUCUCACGCUACCUGACCUCUACACCCAAGCUACGAGAGCUCCAGCUGUGGCUGGGCGCGAUAUCACGAGACUUGCAGCAAGUGCUCCUCCAAGGCUUUCAACAGAAUGUCAGCAUAGAGCGUCUCUGCAUUUUCGGAAAUGAGGACCUUUGCAUCCCUGAGGAUAUACAGAGCUCGCUGUUCACCUGGAUGGCGAAUAGCAAGCUGCUCUACAACAUCAAUGUGGAGAUGCACAAAUACGAAACUACACAUCUGCUGGGGGUACUCGCUGCAUCAGAUCGCCGAAACCGCGUCCUCACAUCCCUGACCUUUAAGAAAUGUUGGGCCGAUGAGUCGGUCCUUGAGACCACCUUCAAAAUGAUCCGUCGCAAUCGCAAGCUGCUGCGGUUUGCUGCCGCUUUCGUUCAUGGGGAGAUGGACAAGCACGCACUCCAUGCCUACAAUAUCAUCCACUGGCACCCUCAGCUCCCAGAGGUUGUGCAGAACAUGGGGUGCAGCGAUCGAGCUGUGGCCGAACAGAUGAUCCUGGAGGCUGCCAAGCGACGUCGAAGAGAUUGUCAUCAUUCUCUGCCGCCUGGCGUGACAAAUAUGGGACACGUUCGUCGCCGAAGUCGGCGGCGCAGCUCUUGUCGAGGUCAGCGGCAUCGUCGUGCCAGCUCACCACAAUUCUGCUAAGACCAGAUCCCACUGUGCGUGAGAUCGGCAUGACCGUAAAGCCAAUGGUCCGACCAGUAUCUGGCCUCCAAGGAGUAAACGAGCGGAGAAGGAACCACAACCCAUCAUGCCAUCGUCAUCACGCUCAUGUAAUUCCAUUGUCAUCAUGUUUUGGUAAUACUGCCAUAUUCAUCACUCUGUCAUGAUCUCUAUUGUCAUUAAACACACCUAUCGAUGUCAGCAGUAUACUGUGGAA